This is a messenger RNA of Adineta ricciae, 735 nucleotides long. NCBI's taxonomy places the organism in Eukaryota, Metazoa, Rotifera, Eurotatoria, Adinetida, Adinetidae. The record is from the annotation of a GenBank genome assembly.
AUGAUGUUUUACCUAAAAUCUUUGCCAAACCUCUCGUCUCUUACUGCUUCUCUUCUUGAUAGUCAGAACGAUGAUUUUGCUUAUGUUUAUCGAAUUAUCUUCGAUUUAAAGCCAUUAAGAUACUUGAAGCUAGAUGCAUCAACAUAUCAAAGACUCAAUCUUGAUUUACCAAUUGCUGUUCAUGGACAGUUUUCAUCUCUCGAGUAUUUGGUUAUUUUUCAUCCGAUUUUUCUCGAUGAACUUGCUCAUUUGUUGUCUUAUGCUUCUCAACUUUCACAUUUCUCAUGCUCGAAUCUAAUCGAAUCACACUAUGAUAUGAAAUUCAAAGAAUCAAUCAAAUCGAAGAAUUUAGAACAUUUGACAAUAAUAACACAUAGCUUGAUAUUCGAUAGAUUUCAAGAGUUCUUUACGAAAUUGUUUCUUGAAUUGACAGUUUUAAUUAUGACAAUUAAUGACACAGUGAACAGCUAUUUGAAUGAUUCUCGAUGGGAAUAUCUCAUUACAAAGCAUAUGCCUGAUUUGAAGAAAUUUGUUUUUCGCUACAAUAGUGUUGUUAAUGAAGGCUUUCAAAUAAGGUCUUAUCAUGAAUUUAUCAAUGGAUCUUUCGAAUUUUUGUUCCCUCUACUGAAAGAAGGAUUAUGCGCCGAGCUGAUAUCACUGGAAAAACGAGUUGAUGUCCGUCCUUUCGUUCGUUCAUUUUGUCUUCAAAUAUUAUCGAUCGAUGGUCGCUGGUAG